UGUGUGUCAUUAAUCUUCUACUUAUGUUUUGAAUUUUUUCACUUUUUGCACUACACCUUUCCGGCGCUAACUCUACUCCAUUGAAGCAUACUCUGAAUUCUCCAUUAAAGCAGCUUCUGAGCUAUCUCUCCUCCAUUAAAGCAGCUUCUUAGGAUUGCAGGACGCUGUUGAUUGUGAAGCUAAAAUGGCUACUGUCCCAGUUAACCCAAAACCUUUCUUGAACAAUCUGACUGGAAAGCCUGUCAUUGUGAAGCUGAAGUGGGGAAUGGAGUACAAAGGCUAUCUUGUGUCAGUUGAUGGGUACAUGAACCUACAGCUGGCGAACACAGAAGAGUAUAUUGAAGGCCAGAAGACUGGAGAUCUUGGAGAGAUUCUCAUCAGAUGCAACAACGUACUGUAUCUCCGUGGAGUUCCUGAGGACGAGGAGAUAGAGGAUGCUGACAGAGAUUGAAGAAGAAUAACCUUUUUGCUCACGAUGCAGCUGAUAGAAUGUCAUGCAAAAACUCAGUUAAGAUUGAGUAUUAUUAAGCUCAUGUGAGAUGGUUAUUGUUAGGCGUAACUGUUAAAUUCCCUGGAUGUGAUACAUUUGAUGUAAAAGGUUAACUUUUCAUGAAAAUAGAAACUUCUUAUUUUGAUCAUUGCAAAAUUACGUAUAAUUGUAACAGUUGAUUAUAGAAUGAGGGUUCUGUCAAUUUGGGGACACGAUUUUCCUAAUAUAAUUACAAAAAAACUCAUCUCA
Molecule: messenger RNA, 739 nt
Organism: Chenopodium quinoa (quinoa)
Lineage: Eukaryota; Viridiplantae; Streptophyta; Magnoliopsida; Caryophyllales; Amaranthaceae
Product: probable small nuclear ribonucleoprotein F
Exons: 6
Coding region: 185-451 (88 amino acids)
Biological process (GO): spliceosomal snRNP assembly; mRNA splicing, via spliceosome
Cellular component (GO): U1 snRNP; catalytic step 2 spliceosome
Molecular function (GO): RNA binding
Source: RefSeq, a predicted model, not a curated record